AUGUCUGAGUCAAUCAAAGACACAAUGUCAGCGCCUUUCUUCAAGACUACUAGAGUAAACUCGUGCCAGUACGUCUCUGCUUCAAAUGGCCAAGCACGAGCAGUUUCCUUCCCUUGCAAGAAAACAGGGUAUAAAGCCAAAAACUCCUGGACUAACCAACGACGCUCGUCUGAAGUCGUAUCGCACGCAGGCGCCACUUAUCAGACUUUCCCCAACAUGCAUGUAGGUAUGAAUAAAAAGCCUCUGGUGCCUUAUCAUCCUGAUUCUUAUAGAAACCGUUUGCCACAAACUGAUUUCAUUGCACCUUAUAAAAAUUCCAGCCAAAUUGAAAUCGGAGAUAGGUCCAGCUAUAACAGCAAAAGCGUUUUCAGAACGACUUAUCAAGCUAUGCUAUUUAAGCCAGAUAUGAACGAUUACACCUCGAAUCAGGGAAUCAUUGCGGAAAAGACCAAGUGGACUAAAACUAGAAUAAAUGAUUAA
Molecule: messenger RNA, 480 nt
Organism: Blepharisma stoltei
Lineage: Eukaryota; Ciliophora; Heterotrichea; Heterotrichida; Blepharismidae
Source: the annotation of a GenBank genome assembly